This is a messenger RNA of Oikopleura dioica, 291 nucleotides long. Lineage: Eukaryota; Metazoa; Chordata; Appendicularia; Copelata; Oikopleuridae. The record is from the annotation of a GenBank genome assembly.
AUGAACUGGGAUCAGGCGGAGAAUGUGAUUCCUGACUUGGUGAAAAUGGAACUUGUCAAGAGCGACGAGCGGUUUUCGAAGGGGAUUCAAGAAGUUCUUCAAGUCAACACGAAUCAGGAUGCUCUGAUCGAACUACGAAGAACAAUCGGUGAGCUGGCGAAACUGAACAAGGAUCGAAAAGCGCGGUUGAAACGAAACGCCGAAGCUAGAAAAGCCGAAAAGGCCGAUCUUGAGAAAAACAAGAACGAUCCCGAUCCUACUUGGACUCCGAACUUGAAGAAGUCCAGAUGA